AUGCAGAACAUCAGCCACAAUGCAAUAGAAUUCCUCGAAGAAAAAGCUUUUGACGGUCUGAUCAAUUUACAAUCUUUAGAUAUAUCUUACAACAGUAUCACAAGUGUAUAUGGUGGUGUAUUUGAGCAGCUGGUACAUCUGACGUCACUAGAUAUAUCUCAAAACAAGUUGAAAGUCCUCCUGCGUGAUGCGUUUACUGGUCUAAAUGAACUUGAAAUAUUAUUCAUGCACAAUAAUGAGAUUCGAUAUAUAGAAGGCAAUACAAUCGGAAACCUCCGCAACCUGAAGAGUAUGUCAAUCGGCGGAAACAGUGGACAUUGUGAAUGCCAGUGGAUUCAUCUGAUGUCACGAUUAGAAUUGUACAAUAUUGACGUCAUCGAUCGUGAUUAUUUCUCAGGGUGCGGGAGCUUGUUUUUUGAAUGCAAACAAAGAUCAUAUGCGUCAAGCAAUUUAACGUCAGUCGCAACGCAAGAAUACAUCACGGAUCAUGGAGAAAACCUGCAAAUGACAGCAAUUCCAUCCACAAACCAAAACGUCACCGGAUUGAAUAAAAAUAGCCAGCUACCCAGAGUUAGUUCGAUUGCACUCGAGGUCAGGAACGGAAUACUCUUUCAUAACGGGUCGACAACAUCAUUGAAUAUAUCGGAUAAAGCAGCCCAAGAGUUUGUACUUCGAUAUGAUCACGUAAUUCGGGAUCGAAUCAAUAAAAUUGAAGAUGAUAGAACCAGAAUGUUCUUAAGUAGCAUGUUUCAUCGCCAGAUGAGCUUGUUCAUUAAGACCUUCUUCGAACUUGAGACAUUUUCACCAAACAGAUACAUCGAUCAAAUUAGUUCACAGGUGGUAAUAAUAAAUGAAAGCACAAGACCUACAUAUGCAAACCAGACGAUUGAAAAUAGUGGGAACAAUACAGAAAACAACCAACAGUUAAUAAUUGAGGAAACCACCGUGAUAGCUAUUGUUACCUGUAUACCGAUUGUGUCGUUCCUUAUUAUUUACACCACAUUGCAGUGUGUGUAUGAUGCCCGUAAGGACAAAGGCUACAUCGAAUUUUCCUCGGACAAGACGGACAACCAGAAUUGGACAACUACCGAUGGUCGAACAAGUGGCGAUAGGUCGUGUUGUUGCGUCAUGUGCCUUAAUGCAAUAACGAGUAAGCUGGCGAUUAGGAAGAAAUAUAUGAAUAAUCGAUCACCAAAGGAGACUCAUUUCAGUCGUUUCAGGGAAAUCCACCAGGAAGCAAAAACAGAAAUUGAUAAUAAGAAAAGUGAGAAUUGCACCAAGCCAACCCGAAAUUUAAACGUGGUAUCAUCUUUAAGAAAACUCUCUCAAACGUUCUUCCCGGUACAAAAGGAAAAGAAGUUCGGAAGCGACUCAUCACAUAUAAUUUCAUUGGAGGUGGAGUAUCCAGUGCGUAAACCUAGAGGCGGUACAAUGGUCUAUAGUUCGGAUGAUACGUCUAACUCUGACAAAAGUUGUGGAGACGAAGCCGAAAUACUGAACACCAAUGCGAAUCAUUCCACAUGUGCAGAUCCAAAUGAUUCCUUCUUUGAAGAAAUUGAGCUGCCGUAAGGUAGUCUAGCAACUUAUUCAUAUGUGUAUGUUUUCGUCUAGAUAUGCCACUCAAAUAUUCAACAGAGUAUCGGUAUGCUAGUUUAUAACUGUGCUUAGUAUUCUUUAGGCCUUCUUAAUUUAGAAUAAUCUAACGUAUCAGUUGAAUUACUAUAAUGUGUUUAAUUAUCUUUCAAUAUGCAUGUGUUGUGUAUGAUUAUAUUUAUUAGACCUUUAUAUAAAAGUAUAUUGUAGGCCUAACAACCGUUUAUUUAUGCCCAAAUCUAUACAUUAAAUGUGUAUAGAUUUAAUAGUUAUGCGUAAGGCCUAUAUAUACAUACAAAUAUAUAAUAAUAAUAAUAAUAAGAAUAAGAAUAAUAUAUUGGCCUGUUAAUACGGUAUCAUUCUGAAUUAUUAAGCAACCAUCACUGUAGAAUUAAUUUUCGUUUAUACACUCAAAAAUCACGAUAUGCAACUAUAGGGUAUAUUUUAUGAAAGAACUAUUAUAACAAGCUGCAUAAUCCGAAUAAAAUCAUGAAAAAGUCGAAACAGACUGAGAAUGUA
Anneissia japonica is the source of this 2112-nucleotide messenger RNA. RefSeq lists its product as uncharacterized. The transcript is spliced from 11 exons. Gene Ontology annotation, molecular function: protein binding. NCBI's taxonomy places the organism in Eukaryota, Metazoa, Echinodermata, Crinoidea, Comatulida, Comatulidae. The record is from RefSeq and is a predicted model, not a curated record. Bases 1 to 1569 code for a protein of 522 amino acids.